Molecule: messenger RNA, 4896 nt
Organism: Talaromyces stipitatus ATCC 10500
Lineage: Eukaryota; Fungi; Ascomycota; Eurotiomycetes; Eurotiales; Trichocomaceae
Product: 3-oxoacyl-[acyl-carrier-protein] synthase, putative
Exons: 4
Coding region: 1-4896 (1631 amino acids)
Biological process (GO): long-chain fatty acid biosynthetic process
Cellular component (GO): fatty acid synthase complex
Molecular function (GO): fatty acid synthase activity; 3-oxoacyl-[acyl-carrier-protein] synthase activity; holo-[acyl-carrier-protein] synthase activity
Source: RefSeq, a predicted model, not a curated record
AUGGCCAGCGGUAAACUAGACGAGCAAAUUGCGACUAAAAAAGAGGUCAGGGGUGCAAAGAAUAAAAGAGCAAUUGCUCAUACACUACUCAUUGAGCUAUUAUCAUAUCAGCUCUCACUUCCAGUUCGAUGGAUUGAAACCCAGAAACAAUUGUUUAAUGCUCCCGAGUCAGUAAGGAAGUAUGUCGAAAUUGGAGCAAAAACAACGUUGGCCACGAUGGUCAAACGUAUGGCAGAUCGACAGCCGACAGCCGAAAAGUUAUCAAAGGCCAUGGAAUUCUAUUCUUAUAGUGACCAAAAGUCGGACCUAUACUAUGAGUACCGCCCAAAUGCCGGAAUAUCGCCUCAGUCCUCGAGUCAAUUAGAAGCUCAGCAAUCCAUACCGUCGCCUGCUGCUACUGAGUCUUCUAUCACAAACGCAACGAUCUCCGAGGCCCCGGUUUCCGCGAAACCUGGUCUAUUGGCAUCUGAUAAUCCCACAGUCCACAAAAGAGCUGUGAAGGCAGUCCCAAAUCUUUCACCUACUCAUAUAGUCAUUGCGUUGACAGCUCAGAAGGUGAAUAAGGCAUUUGAUACUUUGCCGAUGCAGAAAUCUAUACAAGAAUUGUCUGGCGGAAAAUCGACACUUCAAAAUGAAUUGAUGGGCGAUCUAAGCGUCGAAUUCUCUUCGGUCCCAAACGGUGGUGAAUACAUGCCGCUGGAAACUUUAGGAGAGAUGCUUCAGCAAGGCUUCAACGGAAAACCUGGAAAACAAAUGUCGACUCUCAUAUCCAAGUUCAUAUCGAGAAAGAUGCCCCCUAGCUUCAACCAGGUGACAAUGCAGAAUUAUAUAGAGACGUCCUGGGGUUUUGGUAAAGAGAAUUCGAUCAUUCCCAUUUGCUUUGCAGUCACUAUGGAGCCUGCUACACGGUUUGAACAUGCGGAUAGCGCUAAGCAGUUCCUUGACGAUGUUGUUAAUCGACUUGCAUCUUUCUUCGGAAUUCCACUCUCUCUUCAGUUAUCCGAUGAUGGCAGUACAUCCAGUGCUCAGUCAGCCAUCAUCGUUGGCUCCUCGGCUCUAGACAGAAUUCGGCAGGAGCAGCGAAAUUACCACUUGGAAGAAUUUAAUCGUCUGUCGGAUCACUUGAAGAUAGAUUGUCGAAGUAGUGAUAAACUACAAAACUUGAUAUCUUCAACAAAAGCCAUGGAGGAUAAACUGAACCGUUGGGCUACGGAGUUCGAUGAGAAUUUCUUUGAUGGUAUCGGUCCUCUUUUUGAUCCGAAGAAAACCAGAAAUUACGACUCAUCUUGGAAUUGGAUCCGAGAAGAGACUAUUCGAAUUUUCAAUCAAUUUUCACUAGGUCACAUAGACUACAAUGACCAAGCUCUUAAGCUAAUUUCCCGAAAAUGGGACUCCAGCUGUGUGCAAAUCGCACAGGACUUUCUUCAGAAAAUUGAGAAAGUAGACCCAGAGGUCACGAUUAAAGCCAGAGGAUUUCUUCGACUCGAAUCGCCUGUAUUGGGACUACAGCCGGUCUACAGAUAUUCUGGAAAGGCUAUGAUGCCCCUGACUUACGUGUCUUCCACUACCAGCAACAUCGAAUAUAAAGAAUUACCACGGGAAGUUACCGACUACGUAUGCUUCUUGAAGCAAGGUCGAAUUACAACUCAUGGUGAGGCGGUUCCUUACGUACAUUUGAGAAGACGACAGCCUGCAAAUGGAGAAUACAGAUACAAUGCUGCAUUAACAAGGACGAUGAUGGACAUGUUUGAAUUGGGGUCCAGCUCAGGCUUAUCUUUUGCUACCAAAACUAUCUUAGUGACUGGCGCUGGACCGAAGUCAAUCGGCUCUGGUGUGGUAGAAGGAUUGCUUAACGGUGGCGCCAAAGUCAUCGUUACGACAAGCCGCGAUAUCUCCACAAGUGCGGAUUUCUUCGCCAAUAUGUACCGAAAACAUGGAGCACACGGCUCAUCUCUAACAGUCAUACCAUUCAAUCAAGGCAGCAGAACAGACUGUGAAGAUCUCGUCAAGUAUAUAUAUGGAGCGGACUCCCCCGUCGGUGGGGAUGUUGACUAUAUUGUUCCUUUUGGCGCAAUACCGGAGAAAGACAAUAUCAGCAACUUGGGGAGCAUGAGUGAACUUGCACACCGUGUGAUGCUUACCAACGUCUUGCGUAUCGUUGGGCUGGUUUACCAGAACAAGAAAGAUCGCCGCAUUGAUUCCAGACCAACCAACGUGAUUAUUCCGUUGUCUUUCAAUAAAGGUGGUUUUGGUGGUGAUGGCCUCUAUCCAGAGUCCAAACUAGGCCUGGAAUCUCUUUUCAACCGAUUCUACUCUGGAAAUUGGCAGCAAUACAUCACGAUUACUGGUGCUGUAAUCGGCUGGGUCCGUGAAACAAGCCUAUCCCAGACUCUCAGUCUAGUUGGUUACGCAAUAGAACAAAUACCCGGUCUCAAUGUCUGCACGUUCUCCAGGACUGAGAUGGCCUUUAAUAUCUUAACGCUUAUGACCCCCGCGAUUACAGAACUAGCGGAAGACCACCCGUUAUAUGCUGACUUAACUGGUGGUGCUAAGGAAAUUACCAACAUCAAGGACAUCAUGUCAGAUUCGAGAUCCAAGUUUACGACGGAAAGCAACAUUCGAAGAGCCCUUUUUGCUGAGAAGUCUAGAGAGCAGAAUGUUCUGGGUGGCGCUGCCUCUUCUGUUAAGGCAUCCUUCAUUUCUGCGCCUCGGGUUCAACGUUCCAAUUUAAACCUUCAAUUUCCUGUGUUGUCAAGUCAUGCAGACUUAACAGGUAAUAUUUCUGGUUUGGAGGGCAUGAUCGACUUAGCACGCACGCCUGUGGUUGUCGGAUAUUCCGAACUCGGCCCAUGGGGUAAUGCGCGUACGCGGUGGGACGUUGAACAUCUAGGUGAUUUUACACUGGAAACUUAUGUGGAGAUGGCAUGGAUUUUAGGAUUGGUAAAGCAUUACGAAGGCGAAAUCAAUGGACAGGUUUAUGUAGGCUGGGUUGACAGCAAGACCAAAGAGCCCGUUUGUGAAGACAAUUUCAAACAACUGUACGGUGACCACAUCAAGAAGCAUUCCGGGAUCCGAUUCAUUGAGCCUGAACUAUUGAAUAGCUAUGACCCAGCUAAGAAAGAAUUCCUUCAAGAAAUUGUGGUCGAGGAAGAUCUUCCAUCCUUUGCAACCUCCGAAGCGAGCGCAGAUGCUUUCAAACUCCGCUUCGGAAAUAAAGUUUCUAUUGAGCCCGUAUCUGAUUCUGAAGAGUGUCGAGUAACGGUACAUCAAGGAGCUCAUUUCAUGUUACCAAAGUCAGUGCCCUUUGAUAGGGCAGUGGCGGGUCUUCUACCAAGUGGGUGGGAUCCUCUACGAUACGGUAUUCCAGAGGAUAUCGUACAACAGGUCGAUCCAGUUACCUUGUACACUCUUUGCUGCGUUUCUGAGGCCCUUCUUUCCGCUGGCAUCAGUGAUCCUUAUGAGUUCUACAACCAUAUACACGUAUCCGAAUUGACCAAUUGCAUUGGUACUGGUGCCGGUGCGAUGCUGGCUGGCCGUGGACUUUACAGAGAUCGAUUUCUUGACCGGCCUGUGCAGAGUGACAUUCUGUCAGAAUCGUUCUUAAAUACCACCGCUGCUUGGGUAAACAUGUUGCUCUUCUCCGCAUCGGGACCCAUUAAAACGCCAGUGGGUGCUUGCGCCACGGCCAUCGAAUCAUUGGAGAUGGGAUGCGAAGCAAUCAAGACUGGGAAAUCUAAAGUUGCAAUCGUGGGUGGAUAUGAUGACUUCCAGGAGGAAGCAUCCUACGAGUUUGCUAUGAUGAAAGCAACCGUUAGUAGUGAGGAAGAGCUGGCCAAGGGUCGCAGACCAGAAGAGAUGUCCCGGCCAAGUACUACCACUCGUAGUGGGUUCGUCGAAUCCGCUGGGUGUGGUGUCCAGAUUGUGAUGAAUGCAGAACUUGCAAUCAAAAUGGGACUACCUAUUUAUGCUGUUGUUGCUUAUUCACAAAUUGCAGCUGAUCAAAAUGGUCGAUCUAUUCCAGCACCCGGUCAGGGCAUUCUUACAGCUGCUCGCGAAAGGACUGGUCGUCAUUACUCUAAGCUACUUGAUCUAAGCUACCGGAGAAAGCUUUUUGACGAAGAUAUUGCUGCUAUUGAUAAGUGGUGGCAAGAGAAGAGUCAAACUGCUGGAUUGUCAGAGACAGACCUGAAUGAGAUCCAAGCUUUAGCACGCAGUAAGAUCAGACAGGCGCAGUACAUCUGGGGGAACGACAUCCGGUCUCAGGAUCCUCUUAUCUCACCCAUGCGAGCAGCUCUAGCGACAUGGGGGUUAACAGUUGAUGACAUUCAAGUAACGUCGAUGCACGGUACCUCAACCAAUGCUAACGAUACAAAUGAGGCACAAGUCAUAAACGAACAGAUGAAGCAUUUGGGCCGUCGUCCCGGCAAUCCACUACUUGCAGUUUGCCAGAAAUCACUCACUGGACAUCCCAAGGGUGCAGCAGGCGCAUGGCAAAUGAACGGUUGCAUGCAGAUGAUACAGAACGGCAUUGUACCCGGCAAUCGAAACGCCGACAACAUCGAGAUAAAGCUUAAGCAGAACACGUACAUUGUUUAUCCCAAAGAGGCCAUACAAGUGCGAGAGAUAAAGGCCACCAUGCUUACUUCUUUUGGGUUUGGCCAAAAGGGAGGCCUAGUUAUCGCUGUUGCUUCCAGGUACCUCUACUCUGCUGUGGCAGCUGGUACCUACGAAGAGUAUCGCCAGAAAGCAACAAGAAGACAACGUGCGGCCAAUAGUGUGUUUAUCUCAGGUGUUAUUAAAAAUUCUUUGGUGAGGCUAAAGGAUCAAGCUCCGUGGGGGAAGUCAGAUGAAAAGAUGCGCAAGGUUUUCCUUGAUCCAGCGUCUAUUGAAUUUUAA